Molecule: messenger RNA, 4994 nt
Organism: Dermochelys coriacea (leatherback sea turtle)
Lineage: Eukaryota; Metazoa; Chordata; Testudines; Dermochelyidae
Gene: PLCB1
Product: phospholipase C beta 1
Exons: 32
Coding region: 466-3912 (1148 amino acids)
Biological process (GO): lipid catabolic process; memory; phosphatidylinositol-mediated signaling
Cellular component (GO): cytoplasm; nuclear speck
Molecular function (GO): calcium ion binding; calmodulin binding; phosphatidylinositol-4,5-bisphosphate phospholipase C activity
Source: RefSeq, a predicted model, not a curated record
GCGCGCGUGUAUAUAGGAUGUGCCGCCGCUGCAUGGCUCUGUCCGCCGGCGGCCGCGCCAGCUGCCUGCUCGCCGCCCCUGCGCGCCGGUGACUCCCUCGCCCGGCUUCUCCCCGCCGCCGCCGCCGCUGCUGCUGCUGCUGCAGCCCAGGCUCCUGCCCCCCUCCCCUCACCCCGUGCUUCCUCCUCCUCCUCCUCCUCCUCCCCCCCGCGUACCGGGGCUGCCCUCCUGCGGGCAGCCUCCAUGCGCUGCCCAUGGCCGGGGCACAGCCAGGCGUCCACGCGCUGCAGCUCAAACCCGUCUGCGUCUCCGACCUCCUGAAGAAAGGCACCAAAUUUGUCAAGUGGGACGAUGAUUCCACUGUUGUGACUCCAAUUCUUCUCAGAACAGAUCCACAUGGAUUUUUCUUUUACUGGACAGAUCAAAAUAAGGAGACAGAGCUGCUAGAUCUCAGCUUUGUCAGAGAUGCCAGAUGUGGGAAACACGCCAGAGCUCCCAAGGAUCCAAAAUUGCCGUGAACUGUUGGAUGCUGGGAACCUAGGAGGUCGGCUGGAGAAUCGAAUGAUAACUGUUGUCUAUGGUCCAGAUCUGGUCAACAUAUCGUACUUGAACUUAGUGGCAUUUCAAGAGGAAAUAGCAAAGGAAUGGACGGACAAAGUUUUCAGUUUGGCAACAAACCUGCUGGCACACAACAUGUCAAGGGAUGCAUUUCUGGAAAAAGCUUACACAAAACUGAAGCUGCAAGUCACUCCAGAAGGACGUAUUCCUCUGAAGAGCAUAUACCGCUUGUUUUCCGCUGACAGAAAGCGAGUAGAGACUGCAUUAGAAGCUUGUAGCCUUCCAUCUGCCAGGAAUGAUUCAAUCCCUCAAGAGGACUUCACCCCAGAAGCAUACAGAGUAUUCUUAAACAAUCUCUGCCCUCGGCCUGAAAUUGACCACAUCUUUUCUGAGUUCGGUGCCAAGAGCAGACCAUACCUUACAGUUGAUCAGAUGAUGGAGUUUAUAAAUUAUAAGCAACGUGAUCCACGGUUAAAUGAAAUCCUUUAUCCGCCGAUGAAACAGGAGCAAGUUCAACAACUGAUUGAGAAAUAUGAACCCAAUAAUGCUCUAGCAAAGAAAGGACAGAUAUCAGUGGAUGGAUUUAUGCGAUACCUGGGUGGAGAGGAGAAUGGCGUUGUUCCACCUGAGAAACUGGAUUUGAAUGAAGAUAUGUCUCAGCCAUUAUCUCACUAUUUGAUCAAUUCCUCACACAACACCUACCUCACAGCUGGACAGCUGGCUGGUAACUCCUCAGUAGAGAUGUAUCGCCAAGUGCUCUUGUCAGGCUGCCGCUGUGUGGAGCUGGACUGCUGGAAGGGACGAACAGCAGAAGAAGAGCCCGUCAUUACACAUGGAUUCACCAUGACAACGGAAAUAUCCUUCAAGGAAGUAAUAGAAGCUAUUGCUGAGUGUGCAUUUAAGACAUCGCCUUUUCCAAUCCUCCUUUCCUUUGAAAACCAUGUGGAUUCCCCUAAGCAGCAAGCCAAAAUGGCAGAAUAUUGCAGAUUAAUUUUUGGAGAUGCACUGCUCAUGGAUCCACUGGAAAAAUACCCACUUGAAAGUGGCGUUCCCCUUCCAAGCCCUAUGGACUUAAUGUACAAAAUUCUGGUGAAGAAUAAAAAGAAAUCACAAAAGUCUGCCGAUGGAAGUUCAAAAAAGAAGCUCUCUGAGCAGGCUUCCAACACAUGCAGUGAUACAUCCAGUGGGUUUGAACCCUCAUCUCCUGGAGCAGGAGAAGCAGAGAUCGAGAGUGAUGAUGACGAUGACUAUGAUGAUGAUUGCAAAAAAUCGUCAACAGAUGAAGGCACUGCUGGCAGUGAAGCCAUGGCCACGGAAGAAAUGUCUAACCUGGUGAACUACAUACAGCCAGUGAAGUUUGAGUCAUUUGAGAUAUCAAAAAAACGCAACAGGAGUUUUGAAAUGUCUUCCUUUGUGGAAACCAAAGGGCUUGAGCAACUCACAAAGUCUCCAGUGGAAUUUGUGGAAUAUAACAAAAGGCAGCUUAGCCGGAUUUAUCCAAAGGGAACACGUGUAGAUUCCUCAAACUACAUGCCACAAGUCUUCUGGAAUGCUGGCUGUCAGUUGGUUGCUCUUAACUUCCAAACUGUAGAUUUGUCUAUGCAAAUAAACAUGGGGAUGUAUGAAUACAAUGGCAAAAGUGGUUACAGGCUAAAGCCAGAGUUUAUGAGAAGACCAGACAAACAUUUUGACCCAUUUACUGAAAGUAUUGUGGAUGGAAUAGUAGCCAACACUUUGUCUGUGAAGAUAAUUUCAGGUCAGUUUCUUUCGGAUAAGAAAGUUGGUACUUAUGUAGAAGUAGACAUGUUUGGCCUGCCUGUGGAUACAAGACGAAAAGCUUUAAAGACAAAGACAUCUCAAGGCAAUGCUGUUAAUCCUGUAUGGGAAGAAGAACCCAUAGUAUUUAAGAAGGUGGUUCUGCCUUCUCUGGCAUGUUUGAGGAUAGCAGUAUAUGAAGAAGGAGGAAAGUUUAUCGGGCAUCGGAUAUUGCCUGUCUCAGCAAUUCGACCAGGCUAUCACUACAUCUGUCUGAGGAAUGAGCGGAACCAACCUUUAAUGCUGCCAGCAGUCUUUGUGUACAUAGACGUUAAAGACUACGUACCCGAUACUUAUGCAGAUGUGAUUGAAGCAUUAUCCAAUCCAAUUAGAUACGUAAACUUGAUGGAACAAAGAGCUAAACAGCUGGCAGCACUCACACUGGAGGAUGAAGAAGAGGUAAAGAAAGAGGUUGAUCAGGGGGAUGCACCAUCAGAAGAUAAAAGUGAGCCCAGACCAACACCAGCAGAAAAUGGACUAAGUCACUCCACUUCUCUGACAACGAAGCCAGCAACUCAGCUUGUCCAUAGCCAACCAGUCCCAGGUUCUGUGAAAGCACCUGCAAAAACAGAAGAUCUUAUUCAGAGUGUCCUAACAGAAGUGGAAGCACAGACCAUUGAGGAGCUAAAACAACAGAAGUCAUUUGUUAAACUUCAGAAGAAGCACUACAAAGAAAUGAAGGACCUUGUAAAGAAACACCACAAGAAAACCACUGAUCUGAUCAAAGAGCACACUGCAAAAUACAACGAAAUUCAGAACGACUACCUGCGACGCAGGGCAGUCUUAGAAAAAACCACAAAAAGGGAUACUAAGAAAAGAUGUGAAACUGGCAGCCCGGAUCACAGUUCAACUAUUGAACAAGAACUGGCUGCCCUUGACUCAGAAAUGACCCAGAAGUUAAUAGAACUGAAGGAAAAGCAACAACAGCAGCUGCUCAAUCUCCGACAAGAACAGUAUUAUAGUGAAAAGUAUCAGAAGCGAGAACAUAUUAAGCUGCUCAUUCAGAAGCUGACAGAUGUGGCAGAGGAAUGUCAGAGCAGCCAGUUAAAGAAACUGAAAGAAACUUGUGAAAAAGAAAAGAAAGAGUUAAAGAAGAAAAUGGACAAGAAGAGGCAGGAGAAGAUCACAGAAGCUAAGUCCAAGGAUAAAAAUCAAGUGGACGAAGAGAAGACAGAAAUGAUUCGAUCGUAUAUCCAGGAAGUGGUGCAGUACAUAAAGAGGCUAGAAGAUGCUCAGAGUAAAAGACAGGAGAAACUCGUAGAAAAACACAAGGAGAUUCGUCAGCAAAUACUGGAUGAAAAGCCCAAGUUACAAGGUGAACUUGAUCAGGAAUAUCAAGACAAAUUCAAAAGGCUCCCUCUGGAAAUUCUGGAGUUUGUACAGGAUGCCAUGAAAGGGAAAAUCAGUGAAGAUGGAGACCACAGUUCUGCCACUUCAUCCCUGACAUCUGACAGUGGAAAACUGAACCAUAACCCUCUGCAAAAUGAAGAGGAAACGGAAGAAAAUAAUCCAGAUAAAGUGUUCGAUACCCCUUUUUAACUAUCCAAGGCAGCCCACAAGCAACAGUUAUUGUGCCAGGGCGUGCCUCACCCAUGCUGCCCAUUCUCUGGUUUCCUGUUAUGAGCUGCCAUUGAAAAGCUUCUGAAUGCAGAAGGCAUCUGUAUUGAAGUUCACAUUUUAAAAAGAAACAUUUUAUAAAGAGAUUGUGCAAAGGUCUUCACUCUCAUGCUUCAUUUUUUUUUAGUGCAGUGAGCGUAGGGAAUGAAUGUGUUAAUACUCCCCGCUCCCCCAAUUUACAAUGGGUAAUUUUCAGGCCUUAUGCACUUUUAAGAUAGUUUAAUGAAGACCAGAGUAUUGUACACAGACAAAUGUGCACAGAUUUCCUUUUAAAGUGCCAGUGCAAAGCAUCCCAAACUAAUACUGAUCUUACAGAAUUGUAUGACAAUAUUUAAUCAUUUUUGUUUCCUACUUUCUAACUGCACCUUGACAGGUGUGUCAUUAUGUUCCAUUUGCACUGAAACAUUUGAUCCUUUUUAGCUUUGCAAGCACUGGUGGCUUGCUGUCUUGAUAUUAUGUUUAUCAUGUGGAGAGAAAUAUAUUUGCUGCUGAAAAAAAUCCUUUGUUGGAACUGUGGUGAUUAGAGUAAGUUUAAAACCAAGAGUUGGACUUAGUCUGCAUAGAGAAAGAGUGUGUGUGUAUGUUGUACACUUGUGUGAGUGCAUAUAUGUUUGAGCAUAUACAUACACACACACACACACAUACAUAUACACACACAGCAUGUAUGUAUUUGCAGUCAGUCUGCUCUCAUGACAAAAUGAAAAGUUUCAGGGAUACAUGAAUAGAAAACCUUUAUAGAUUGUAACCUCUGGGUUACAGUGAUAUUAAACAAACGUUAAAUCAUAAGAUUCUUUUCGUGUUGUUGGUGUUGUAAAUUGAAGUACAUUUAGCAAAUAAAUUUGAUACAUAUUUUGCAGACUUGAAAGUAUUGAUUUUAAGUAUCAUAUUUCAAGCUUACUGAAUUUGAUAGGGUUAUAAAAAUGUUUAAAACUACAGAUUUGAACAUUUAGGAACAUUUUCCAUCAUUUUUAAUUCUGCAGUUCAGUUUUACUAACGUCUGCAGU